This is a messenger RNA of Ostrinia nubilalis (European corn borer), 2224 nucleotides long. It is a transcript of the gene hpo, whose product is annotated as serine/threonine-protein kinase 3. The transcript has 12 exons. The record is from RefSeq and is a predicted model, not a curated record. Gene Ontology annotation, molecular function: ATP binding; protein serine/threonine kinase activity. Gene Ontology annotation, cellular component: cytoplasm. Gene Ontology annotation, biological process: protein phosphorylation; protein tetramerization; intracellular signal transduction. Lineage: Eukaryota; Metazoa; Arthropoda; Insecta; Lepidoptera; Crambidae. The coding region runs from base 554 to 2206 and encodes 550 amino acids.
AAGCAUCAAGGAUACAACGAUACAACAAUUUCCUGUUUUACUUCAAUGGAUAUAACACCUUUUCUUAUAGUGCAAACCAGUUGAAAAGUGUGUCCGAGAUGAAUCAGUGUCUCUGGAAUUCAGCAACAGAUUGUCCUAGCUAGAAUCGAGUUCAAAAGCUGAACUUGGGAAACUUGGACGCGGGUAUCGCUCAGGCAGUGUUGUGAACACAGCGCGCUCGGACGGUCGCUCGCUCGCACCGGUCGUAAUAACUUGGAAAGGAUACGAGUGUUUAUUUCGGGAGUGCAGUUUUGUUACACGUUUUUGGACGACUUUCUGAGAAUUGGUUACGUAAAAACGGUAUCUGAUUAGCUUUAAAGCUAAAGCUUCGGUGGUUUGGAUCGUCGAUCAGUGAGAUUAAGUUAUCUGUGUGGUUAAACCAUUUUUCAGAACGAAAGAAAAAUAUUUGUGUCGGUGUAGUAAACGUGAUAAAAAGUUUGUGUAUUGUGUGUUACAUUUGGAACAAAUAUUUUUCUAGUGCGGUAGUUUCACGUGGUAAAAAUGUUAGUGCCACAUGGAUAGUGAAGGCAGGCUAGUUUUCUGGAAGAGUGGAGUGUGGGAGGGGGGUGCGCCUACCUUAAACUGCAACACCUGCAAGAAACGCCGCGCCGACAGGAUGACUGAAAACGAUAGGAUGGCUUCGCAAGGCGAACUAAAGAAACUCUCAGAAGAGAGUUUAACGCGGCAGCCAGAAGAGGUCUUCGACAUCAUCUGCAAGCUGGGAGAAGGCUCCUAUGGCAGUGUAUACAAGGCACUCCACAAAGAGAGCGGGCAGGUGCUGGCCAUCAAGCAGGUGCCGGUGGACACGGACCUGCAGGAGAUUAUCAAGGAGAUCUCCAUCAUGCAGCAGUGCGACAGCCCCUACGUCGUCAAGUACUACGGCAGCUACUUCAAGAACACAGACCUGUGGAUCGUAAUGGAAUACUGCGGCGCCGGUUCAGUCUCAGACAUCAUGAGGCUACGGAAGAAGACGCUCUCGGAAGACGAGAUAGCAACGAUAUUGUGCGACACACUCAAGGGUUUGGAGUACCUGCAUCGGCGGAGAAAGAUCCACCGGGACAUCAAGGCUGGAAAUAUCCUGCUCAACACUGAGGGACACGCCAAACUGGCGGACUUCGGCGUCGCGGGACAGUUGACUGACACAAUGGCAAAACGCAACACAGUAAUAGGCACUCCCUUCUGGAUGGCGCCCGAGGUGAUCCAGGAGAUCGGCUACGACUGCGUGGCCGACAUCUGGUCGCUGGGCAUCACGGCGCUGGAGAUGGCGGAAGGCAAGCCGCCCUACGGCGACAUACACCCCAUGCGGGCUAUAUUCAUGAUACCGACGAAGCCGCCGCCUUCGUUCAGAGAACCAGACCAGUGGUCGCCAGAGUUCAUAGACUUCGUCAGCCAGUGCCUUAUAAAGAACCCAGAAGAGAGAGCGACAGCGGAAUUUUUACUAAACCACGAGUUUAUCGGCAACGCGAAGCAGGCGUCGAUCCUUAGCGCCAUGAUCGCGGAGGCGCGCGAGUUACGCGAGCAACAAGCCACGCGAGCGCACGGUGCACGACUGCCCGCGCCGGGCGAGGGCUACGACGAGGAGACGAUGAAGAAGCGCGACGACGGCACGCUGGUGCCGCAACGCGACGGGACCGCCGAGCUGGCCGCCGACCUCGGCACCAUGGUCAUCAACGAGCCCGACGCCGACCUCGCCACCAUGAAGCCGCCACGACGGCACGACGAGCUGGCCGCCGACCUCGGCACCAUGGUCAUCAACGAGCCCGACGCCGACCUCGCCACCAUGAAGCGGCACGACACGGACCCGAUGGACACGAACCGGCCGAAGUACCGGCCGCUGUUCCUGGAGCACUUCGACAAGAAGGAGGUCAACCACCUCUCCGCCGCCAACGGCGCCGCGCCGCGCCGCCCGCCGCAGGGCGACGGCGUGGAGGCGGCGUUGGAGAGCGUGAUGGGGGUCAGCGAACUGGCCAGUCAGCGCGCGUGCGUGGAGGAAGGCAACUUCGAAUUCCUGGCGUUCCUAUCGGUGUCGGAGCUGGAAGCGCGCGUGUCGCGGCUGGACGCGGAAAUGGAAGCGGAGAUCGAACAGCUGCGCGCGCGCUACACGCGCAAGCGGCAGCCCAUCCUCGACGCCAUACACCUCAAGCGCAAGCGCCAGCAGAACUUCUAGCGCACGCCCGGUAGACGG